Messenger RNA from Sturnus vulgaris (Common starling), 7917 nucleotides. The record is from RefSeq and is a predicted model, not a curated record. NCBI's taxonomy places the organism in Eukaryota, Metazoa, Chordata, Aves, Passeriformes, Sturnidae.
UUGGAUCCAUUCUCUCCCCAUUGGAAGGCACCAUCCCACCAGGACAGAGGAGCAGGCCUGUCCCUGUGGAAUGCCUUUGGAGCUGCUCUGCCCAUGGGCACAGAGGAAUCUGCAAUGAAAGAGAACUAGAUUCUGAUGAUCAUCUUGACAUUAUUGCUGUCACCUGUGUUGACAGAAUAAAAAACUUUAACAUGCCUCGUAGCCCUACAUCAAGUGAAGAUGAAAUGGCACAAAGCUUCUCUGACUAUUCUGUUGAGUCUGAAUCAGACAGCUCCAAAGAAGAAACUAUUUAUGACACAAUUAGAGCAACUGCAGAAAAGCCAAGCAGCAGAAUGGAGGACAGUCAGAGCAACACUUUGGUGAUUCGAAUUAUCAUACCUGACCUGCAGCAAACGAAAUGCAUUAGAUUUAACCCAGAAGCUUCAGUGUGGGUUGCAAAGCAGCGGAUUUUGUGCACUUUGAACCAGAGUUUGAAAGAUGUCCUGAAUUAUGGACUGUUCCAGCCUGCAAGCAAUGGGAGAGAUGGGAAGUUUUUGGAUGAGGAGCGACUUCUGAGGGAAUACCCACAGCCAGUCAAUAAAGGAGUGCCUUCACUUGAGUUUCGCUACAAGAAAAGAGUGUACAGGCAGUUCAACCUCGAUGAAAAGCAGCUGGCCAAGCUUCACACCAAGGCCAAUUUGAAAAAAUUUAUGGAUCAUGUCCACCAUCUCUCUGUGGAAAAAAUGACCAAGAUGUUGGACCGAGGACUGGACCCAAACUAUCAUGACUUAGAAAGUGGAGAAACACCCCUAACUCUGGCAGCUCAGCUUGACAAUACAGUAGAAGUGAUAAAAGCCCUGAAAAAUGGAGGAGCACAUUUAGACUUCAGAGCCAAGGAUGGAAUGACAGCUCUGCACAAAGCAGCCAGAGCCAAGAAUCAAGUAGCCCUCAAGACCCUUUUAGAGCUGGGAGCAUCUCCCAACUACAAGGACAGCUGUGGCCUGACCCCUCUGUACCACACAGCUGUGGUGGGAGGGGACCCUUUCUGCUGUGAGCUCUUACUCCAUGAACAUGCUACAGUCAGCUGCAAGGAUGAAAAUGGAUGGCAAGAAAUUCAUCAGGCUUGCAGGUACGGACACGUCCAACACCUGGAGCACCUGCUGUUCUACGGCGCCGACAUGUGCGCGCAGAACGCCUCGGGGAACACGGCCCUGCACAUCUGUGCCCUCUACAACCAGGAGAGCUGUGCAAGGGUGCUGCUAUUCCGGGGAGCCAACAAGGAGAUCAAGAAUUACAACAGCCAGUCUCCAUUUCAGGUGGCUAUAAUAGCGGGAAACUUUGAGCUUGCUGAAUACAUCAAGAAUCACAGGGAAGCUGAUAUUGGAUCCAGCUUCCUAUAUCCAAGUAGAAGUCCCUGGAAUCCAUUGCUGUCAGUGCCCUUUAGGGAGGCUCCCACCUACUCCAACAGGAGGAGGAGACCUCCCAGCACCUUGGCAGCCCCCCGGAUCCUGCUCCGCUCCAACAGCGACAACAACCUGAACAUCAACAACCUCCCCGAGUGGUCAGCCUCCUCCUCUGCCUCUUCACACCGCAGCCUUUCCCCUCACCUGCUCCAACAGAUGCAGAGUAAUCCCAAUGGAACUGUAAAAACUGUGGGGAGUUACACUCCGUCCUCCCGGAGCCGCUCGCCGUCCCUCAACAGGCUGGGAGAGGAUGCCAAGAGGCAGCAGCACAGGCACAUCAGUGCCAUUUACAGUCCCAGUGCCAACAAGGAUACUCUGUCUGCCUUGGAUUAUCAGGGUCCCAAAAGGAAGCUCUACAGUGCUGUCCCUGGGAGACUUUUUAUCGUAGUAAAGCCAUAUCAACCUCAAGGGGAAGGGGAAAUUCACCUGCACAAAGGAGAUAGAGUCAAAGUGCUGAGCAUCGGAGAAGGCGGAUUCUGGGAAGGCAGCACCCGGGGACAUAUCGGCUGGUUUCCUGCAGAGUGCGUGGAAGAAGUUCAGUGCAAACCAAAUGAAAGCAAACCAGAAACACGAACAGAUAGAACAAAGAAGCUGUUCAGACACUACACGGUUGGAUCCUAUGACAGCUUUGAUGCUUCAAGUGACUGCAUAAUAGAAGAAAAGGCAGUGGUCCUGCAGAAAAAAGACAAUGAAGGAUUUGGAUUUGUGCUCAGAGGGGCAAAAGCUGACACACCAAUUGAAGAAUUCACCCCAACUCCAGCCUUUCCUGCUUUGCAGUACUUGGAAUCUGUGGAUGAAGGGGGAGUAGCAUGGCAAGCUGGCCUGAGAACUGGAGACUUUUUGAUCGAGGUUAAUAAUGAGAAUGUAGUGAAAGUCGGCCACAGGCAGGUGGUGAACAUGAUUCGACAGGGGGGCAAUCACCUCGUGCUGAAGGUUGUCACAGUAACCAGGAAUCUUGACCCAGAUGACACAGCAAGGAAGAAAGCCCCACCACCUCCUAAGCGAGCUCCAACCACUGCACUGACCCUGCGGUCUAAGUCCAUGACCUCAGAGCUUGAAGAGCUUGAUAAGGUGGAUGAAAUAGUGCCAGUUUCCAAGCCAUCAAGAAUUGCAGACAAUGCAACUGUGGACUCCAGAGUGGCAACUAUAAAACAGCGGCCUUCUAGUAGAUGUUUUCCCUCAGCUACAGAUAUGAAUUCCAUGUAUGAGAGACAGGGUAUUGCUGUGAUGACGCCCACUGUCCCAGGGAGCCCUCAAGGUCCUUUUCUGGGUAUACCUCGGGGUACAAUGAGAAGACAAAAAUCUAUAGGAAUAACGGAGGAAGAGCGGCAGUUUCUGGCCCCUCCUAUGCUGAAGUUUACCAGGAGUCUUUCGAUGCCUGACACCUCUGAAGAUAUCCCACCGCCACCACAGUCCUUACCUCCCUCACCACCGCCACCUUCUCCCUCUCUGUACAACUCCCCCAAAUCCCUGACAGCCCGGAGCUACGGAACGAUCAAACCUCCAUUUAACCAGAAUUCAGGUGCAAAAAUCACUUUGGUCAGGCCCGAGAGCGUGGGGACGAUGAUAAGGGACAAAGGGAUCUAUUACCGGCGGGAGCUGGACCGCUACUCCCUGGACUCGGAAGACCUGUACAACCGCAGUGCCGCGGCUCAGGCCAAUUUCAGGAGCAAGAGGGGCCAGAUGCCAGAAAACCCUUAUUCCGAGGUGGGCAAGAUCGCCAGCAAAGCGGUUUAUGUGCCAGCCAAGCCAGCCAGGCGGAAGGGGAUGCUGGUGAAACAAUCCAACGUGGAGGACAGCCCAGAAAAGACCUGCUCUAUUCCAAUCCCAACCAUCAUUGUCAAAGAGCCAUCCACCAGCAGCAGCGGGAAAAGCAGCCAAGGGAGCAGCAUGGAGAUCGAUCCUCAGUCUUCAGAGCAGCCCGGACAGCUCCGGCCCGACGACAGCUUGGGAGUCAGCAGUCCGUUCGCAGCAGCCAUCGCGGGGGCCGUGAGGGACAGGGAAAAGAGGCUGGAAGCCAGGCGCAAUUCCCCAGCCUUCCUCUCCACAGACCUGGGAGACGAGGACGUUGGAUUAACCCCACCAACACCACGGAUGAGGCAGUCCAAGUUCACCGAGGAGGCAAUGUUCAGCAGUGAGGAUGGUUUCAGACAGCUCAUGUCGCCAUCUCCGAUCCCCGCCCCCAGAGAGCCCGAAAACCUUUUUAACAGCAGCGAGCCCAGCAACCAGAGCGACUCAAGGACAUUGAAUGCUCCGUCCAAAACGAAAGGUACUGACAACAGCACGGCGGCAGCCAAGCCCACGAGCGCUCCCGGCUCGGACAGCUACGUCCACCCGGUCACAGGGAAGCUGUUGGAUCCAAACUCGCCACUUGCCCUCGCGCUCUCUGCCAGGGACAGAGCCAUGAAAGAGCAGACGCAGCAGAUUCCAGGCAAAGGGGACACUGUCAAAACCGACCUUAACAAACCGCUUUACAUCGACACCAAGCUGAGACCCAACAUGGAAACAACUUUUCCUGUUACUGCCACUGUCACCAGGCAAAAUACCCGCGGCCUGUUGAGACGGCAGGAGACUGAGAACAAGUACGAGAUGGAUGCAGGGAAAGAAAAGAAGGCUGAGGAGAAGAAGAACAUGUUGAUAAACAUCGUGGAUACCUCGCAGCAAAAAUCAGCUGGCUUGUUGAUGGUGCACACAGUGGACACGGCAAAGUCAGAUGAUAUGCCCGAGGAUGAGGAGGAGAAGGGAGCUGAGACGGAGCCGAGCCCUGAACAUUCCCCGCCGGAGAGGCCGGAGGGCAGCGAGGAAGCGGAGAGCGAGCUGAGCGUCCCUGCCGCGCCCGAGCCCCCGGCUUCUCCCUGCAAAACCAUCGUGGCCGCCAGCUCUGUGGACGACCCCGUCAUCCUGCCUUUCCGCAUCCCCCCGCCGCCCCUGGCCUCGGUGGACAUCGACGAGGAGUUCCUGUUCACCGAGCCGCUGCCCCCUCCCUUGGAGUUUGCCAACAGCUUCGACAUCCCCGACGACCGCGCGGCGCCCGGCUCGGCGCUCACAGACCUGAUGGCGCAGAGGAAGAACGGCACCCCUUCACCCAGCCAGCCAGCAAACUCCUUGGACGGCAAAAAGCCAGCGGGUCUCUCAAACUGUUUGCCUGCCUCCUUCCUGCCACCCCCUGACAGCUUCGACAACGUCACCGACUCUGGCAUCGAGGAGGUGGACAGUCGGAGCAGCAGUGACCAUCACCUAGAGACAACCAGCACUAUCUCAACGGUGUCCAGCAUCUCUACCUUAUCCUCGGAAGGGGGGGAGAACGUGGAUACUUGUACAGUCUAUGCAGAUGGGCAAACAUUUCUGGUGGACAAACCCCCAGUACCUCCAAAGCCAAAAAUGAAGCCCAUAAUCAACAAAAGCAAUGCACUUUACAAGGACGCGCUGAUCGAGGAAACUGUAGACAGCUUUGUGAUCCCUCCUCCCGCUCCGCCCCCGCCUCCCAUCAGUGCCCAGCCCAACCUGGCGAAAGUUGUCCCCCAAAGGACAUCCAAGCUAUGGGGGGACGUGCCCGAGGUGAAAAGCCCGAUUCUCUCAGGCCCCAAGGCUAAUGUCAUUAGUGAAUUGAACUCAAUACUCCAGCAAAUGAACAGAGAGAAAUCCUCAAAGCCAGGGGAGGGAUUGGAGUCACCGACUGGAACGAAAACUGCGAGUCUCAGUACAAGGAGCACGGAAGUCAUGAGUACUGUCUCAGGUACACGAAGUACAACAAUCACUUUCACUGUCCGACCCGGAGCCAGCCAGCCGAUCACACUGCAGAGCAGGUCCCCAGACUAUGACAGCAGGACCUCAGGAGCAAGGCACGCUCCCAGCCCUGUGGUUUCACCAACAGAGAUUAAUAAAGACAUCCUGCCUGCUCCUCUGACUGCUUCUGCUUCAGCCUCAUCUCCUUCUCCAACUCUGUCCGAUGUAUUUAGCCUACCCAGCCAGCCCCCUUCUGGGGACUUAUUUGGCUUGACCACAGGGCGCAGCAGGUCUCCUUCUCCCUCAAUAUUACAACAGCCAAUCUCAAAUAAGCCUUUUACAACUAAGCCUGUCCACCUGUGGACUAAACCAGAUGUGGCAGAUUGGUUGGAAAGUCUAAACUUAGGUGAACAUAAAGAAACAUUUAUGGACAAUGAAAUAGAUGGCACACAUUUACCAAAUCUACAGAAGGAAGAUCUGAUAGACCUUGGAGUGACUAGAGUUGGGCACAGAAUGAACAUAGAAAGAGCUUUGAAGCAGCUGCUGGACAGAUAAGAAUAGCUAUUUUGCCUCACAAACUUCUGUUGAUAACUAGAGAUGGGCUGGUACUGACAUACCCCAAAUGCCUUGUCUGUCUGCGAGUGCCAGCAAAAUUGUGGGGGGGAGGGGGAAAACAGAAAUUCCUGGUACUCAGGUGAUGCAGACUGUCUGCUACAUGCCCAAACACAAACCUAAAGAUGCUAAAGAAGUGGGGCCAUUUUAUUCAAAGCUGUGGGGAGAUGUGAGAGAGAGACAAUUGUUAACUUUAGAACUCUUGAUACUGCCCUUGGCUGGGACCGUUGCCUGACAAUUUUCUUUUUAAAAUUUCAGGUCUUCUUUUACUGAAAGAAAAAAAGAUUUGCAUUUUAUUUUAUUCUCUUCUUGACAUUCAGUCUCCAAGCAGGCUUCCUUCCCCAGCCCUUAGUUCAUUUUAAGAGGACAGGCUGCUGCAUUACCACUCAAACCCAGUUUUAUCAGUAGCAGGGAUAUUGAGGCGAGCACUGGAGUUGAUAUUCUUCUUUUUUUACUGGCAUAGCUCCCUGAUCUGUUGGCAGUGAAGCUGGUUGUUCUGCUGGAGUCAGUCCAAAGGUAACCUUGCUCUGUUUUACCUGGUAUUUCUUUAUUUCUGCAGUGGUAUUUAGCACUCUUCCAAGGUGGCAGAACAAGUUCAGUGCACGCUCCAUUGAUGUGGACUGUAGGACGGUGCAGACGUUGAGUAAAGGCUGAGGAGGGACCACACUUAGAGGUACAGCAAAGUGAAGCUUUGUUGUUUGAACCUGAGACCCCCAGUUCUCAGCCAGCUCAGCUGCUGCUGAGUCAAAAUAUGAGCUCCACAAGCCAGGACAAACUUUGGUGUGCAGGUGGCUUUGGGGCUUGACAGUGAGACACUGAGAGAUGCUGUUUAAUUCAGUGAGUGGUGAGUGCCUGGGUAUUUUGAACAGCAGGCUGAGAAGGAAGGAGAAGAGAGAUGAAUGUUCCCAUUGAAGUCAGUGGGAAGUGUGCCAGGAUCUGAAGUGGGAGAGGGAUUUCAGCCUGUUGGGAAUGGAAAUGCUGCAGCUCUUUGAGAGGAGGCAGAGAGGUGGAGGCAAGAUGGAAAGAGCUGUUGGGUGUCUGGGAGUGCUCUGAGAGCCAGGAGGGCUGGGGAGGGAUCCAGGCCCUCCUUUUAUCACUGCUGGCAGGAAUUGGCUCUGCACAAGGACAGAGGGCCGGGCACUGGCCCCCAGCCCAUUCCUUGGCACGAGAGGUGGGAGCACCCUGCCAGAAUCCAGGGCUGGGAGUGGGGGCAGAGAGAACUUUCUAGGAGACUUCUGUCAGCAGGGGAGAAACACCCACGGCUGGUUUACACGGCUUUGUUUUUAAAAAAAAAAAUAUAUGAUUAUUAUAUUUUUUUUCGACUUUCAAGUUAACAAGUCUCUCUCUGCAUGUUUGAACUCCCCCUUGUAAUUAACACCUCUGAAUAUCUGUGAGUUUUGUAGGACUUUCUGGACAGAAUAUUCAAGAUGUUCAAGGUGGGUAAAUUGGGUGUGGAUGGCUAAACUGCCUCCCUUCCAAACUUUCAGGUUCCCUUACAUUUUGCAAGGUACCUGAACUUUCUUUCCUUGAUAUGGUCCUUGAUAUGGUCCAGCCUAUCUCUAAUUUUUUUAUUAUUGUGAUUAUUUUUUGCUCACAAACAAGUGUCUAAUUAGGUCUGCAACAGCCCUAGUAUGAGUACAUAAAGUUUAGCAUUUUAAAUAUCUUUCUUUACUGCAAGUUUAAAUAGUUGUACAGAUAGUUUAUAAGCACAAUAUUUUAAGAAAAUAAGUGGCUGGUCUACUGGGCAGCCUUUGUGCCACUUCAGUGCUAGGAAGUUAAAAACAGAAAAAAAACAAACAAAAAAAAAAGAAAAAAAAAACUUUUUGUGGUUUACUACUAUUUCUGUGGAAUAAUUAUAAAGUCUUGACCUUUUUAAAAUCAACCUCAUUUGGAUGCAUCUGAACCAGCAGAGCUGUGUUAUAUUUUCUAUCUUUGCUAGAACUUCUACAGAGGAGGAUGAAUAUUUCUUCAAAAGUGGUUACAGUUACCAACGCAUUGGAAACUCAUAAAAAUCAACUUAUUUAAGCCUCCUGCCCCCUUUAUGGAACAGCAAAUCUUUUGACUUAACAUCUGUUACUGUGCUCUGUUUGUAUUUGGGGAGUUCCAAGGAACCUUGUAAUAAAAACGAAGCACCGAG